CUCUCUCUCUCUCUCCAAAUGGAAUUCCAACUUUUCUUCAGAAUUCUCUACUGGGACAUCAGAGUUCACAAUUUUCUCUCAGAUGUCCACUACUUUCUCCAAACUCUGCUAGCUUUCAUUGCCACCAAAUGGAAAACUUGUCCCAACACGAAAAGCCGAAACACUGAUCAGCCAUUGCAGUGCAUUCCCAUUGAUCGUGAGAUUAAUCCCAUUGUUGAUGAUCAAGAACUUUGCUUUGGAGAGCUAAAGAUGGUGAUGGACAGGUUGGGUAUAUCGUACGAUCCAAUUGGUGCUGAUGAUGACAAGUUUGGUGUAGAAGAGUUUUCAACAAUGUUUGAUGAUGAAGAGCCUUGUUUUGAAGAGUUGGAGGAAGCUUUUGGAGUGUUUGAUGUGAACCAAGAUGGGUUCAUAGAUGCAACUGAGUUGCAGAGAGUACUCUAUAGUUUAGGGCUAAUGGAGAGAUCACAGGUGGAGGAGUGCACUAGGAUGAUUUGUGCAUUUGAUGAAAAUGGGGAUGGACUCGUUGACUUCAAUGAGUUUGUCAAAUUAAUGGAGAAGUGUUGCUAAAAAGUUCUUGGCCAAAUAAUAAUUUCAUCUUUUUAUUUUAUUUUUUUUUUUUCAAGUUGGACAUGUAUCUAGUUUGUGGAUAUAAAAAAUAACGUGUUUUUUUCUUAGUCUAUGUACUGGUGAAAUUUCUUUUAUGAUAUGAAAUAUUAAAUUUUUGUGAGUUAGGAAUUUGACUUGGACCAAACUGAAGUUGAAUCAAGCCCAACGAAUCAUUGAAGAAAUUUUGAUAGUUCCUUAAUUGUUUGAGUUGGUUUGAGUUGAAUUUAAAC
This is a messenger RNA of Cornus florida, 836 nucleotides long. Its product is annotated as probable calcium-binding protein CML46. The coding region runs from base 19 to 567 and encodes 182 amino acids. Gene Ontology annotation, molecular function: calcium ion binding. The transcript has a single exon. NCBI's taxonomy places the organism in Eukaryota, Viridiplantae, Streptophyta, Magnoliopsida, Cornales, Cornaceae. The record is from RefSeq and is a predicted model, not a curated record.